This is a messenger RNA of Archocentrus centrarchus (flier cichlid), 1485 nucleotides long. Its product is annotated as D(5)-like dopamine receptor. The coding region runs from base 1 to 1374 and encodes 457 amino acids. Gene Ontology annotation, molecular function: G protein-coupled receptor activity. Gene Ontology annotation, cellular component: plasma membrane. Lineage: Eukaryota; Metazoa; Chordata; Actinopteri; Cichliformes; Cichlidae. Gene Ontology annotation, biological process: adenylate cyclase-activating adrenergic receptor signaling pathway; positive regulation of MAPK cascade. The transcript has a single exon. The record is from RefSeq and is a predicted model, not a curated record.
AUGGAGAGUUUUUACAAUGACACUCAGAACCAGCAGCGGGACCACCGGAGCCAGCACCAGGUCGUCACUGCGGCGGUGGACACCUCCGGACAGGGAGGAGACCUCAGCCUCCGCGCGCUCACCGGCUGCGUCCUGUGCGUCCUGAUCGUCUCCACCCUGCUGGGCAACACGUUGGUCUGCGCAGCGGUCAUCAAGUUCCGCCAUCUGCGCUCCAAAGUCACCAACUCGUUUGUCAUCUCUCUCGCCGUGUCCGACCUGUUUGUGGCCGUGCUCGUGAUGCCGUGGAGAGCGGUGUCCGAGGUGGCAGGCAUAUGGCUCUUCGGCCGCUUCUGCGACACCUGGGUGGCCUUCGACAUCAUGUGCUCCACCGCGUCCAUCCUCAACCUGUGCAUAAUCAGCAUGGACCGCUACUGGGCCAUCUCCAGCCCCUUCAAAUACGAGCGCAAAAUGACGCGCAGGUUCGCCUUCCUCAUGAUCGGUGUCGCGUGGACACUCUCCAUCCUCAUCUCCUUCAUCCCCGUGCAGCUCAACUGGCACCGCGCGGGCGCCGAAAAUUCCACUGCGGACAACCCGGACGACUGCAACGCCAGCCUUAACCGGACCUACGCCAUCUCCUCGUCCCUUAUCAGCUUCUACAUCCCCGUGGUGAUCAUGGUGGGUACGUACACGCGAAUCUUCCGAAUCGCGCAAACCCAGAUCAGACGGAUCUCCUCGUUGGAGAGAGCAGCUGGGUCCCGUGCGCAAAACCACCGUCACUGCGCCUCAACGCACGACGAGAACUCGCUGAAAACGUCUUUUAAACGAGAAACCAAAGUAUUAAAGACCCUCUCCAUCAUCAUGGGAGUGUUCGUGUUUUGCUGGCUGCCGUUUUUCGUCCUGAACUGCGUGGUCCCUUUCUGCGAGAUGGACCGACUCGGGGAGCCGCCGUGCGUCAGCGACACCACCUUCAGCAUCUUCGUGUGGUUCGGCUGGGCCAACUCGUCCCUGAACCCGGUCAUCUACGCCUUCAACGCGGACUUCAGGAAGGCCUUUUCCACCAUCCUGGGCUGUAACAAAUACUGCUCCACCUCCACGGUGGAGACAGUGGAUUUCAGCAACGAGCUGGUCUCUUACCACCAUGACACCACCAUGCAGAAGGAGGCCUGCGCCGUGCCGGGUUCCGGGGCGCAGAGGAUCACGGCGCCGGCGGAACUCGAGCGGAACUUUGAUAAAGUUUCUGUCACGUCGGAUGAUUCUCGAAACCAGCGGAACUUACUGUUGCCCGCGAUCCUGCAGUACGAGUGCGAGGCGGAGAUUUCUUUAGACAUGAUGCCCUUCAACUCCUCCGGACCAGCAGACUGUUAUGUGAUUCCGGGACAAGUCCAGGACUUGUGACCACCCGGGAGACCCGUUCUUGCAUCUUUCAGGGUCUUUUCCCGUUCUGGCUCUGAUAAAAUGGAGCAGAAACGUGGUUCACCUUUGACCUUCAGCUGGUAAUUCUAAAUA